ACUUUAACGAAUUUUAACUUUUAUUAGUACAUUAUAUAACUAAUUUAAUAGAAUAUGAGUAUUAAUUGUUUCAAUUAUUGCGUAUGUAUCAGGUGUGGUUUCAAAAUCGUCGAGCGAAAUGGAAGAAACGUAAGAAGACAACAAACGUAUUUAGAACACCAGGAGCUUUACUACCUUCCCAUGGACUUCCACCUUUCGGAGCAAUGGGUUCAGAUCUUUGUGGAGCUGCCGGAAUGUUUCACACUCCAGCAGAUCGAUGGGCAAUGGGCCCAGGACUAGGACAACUCAGUCAAAGUAGCAUGGGUAUGGCUAGUUUCGGGCAAAGUUUAGGACAAUUAAGUCAGCAGACAUCUGGGAGUCUUGGCUCAAGUUUAGGACUUGGCAAUUCUACCCUACCAAUCAGUAGCCCAUCGCAAACCGUUUAUCAAGCAACCUAUGGACUUAACUCCCUGGGUGGAGUUCAUGUGACAGCUUCCCGCGGUUCACCACCGGGUGCAUCGUCUGUGGGUACGGGCGGUGGCCAGAGUAGUGGUGGUGGCCUCGGGGGUGGUGGAAUGAAUUGUGGACAGGGUUCGCCUGGAGCUGCAUCCGGUAGUGGCGGCGGUGUUUCCUGUGUUGGCAGUGCGGAUGGGAGUGCCGGCGAGGCUACCGAUUGGAGAGGUGCACACAGCAUCGCGGCGCUCAGGCGUCGUGCCUCCGACGCCUCCCAGCAAUACAGUCCGCAGCCUCCACCACCCUCUGGGCCUCCACAAUACUCAUCCCACGAUCUCGAAUACAGUUCAGUGUAUUGA
This is a messenger RNA of Cotesia congregata, 791 nucleotides long. The record is from the annotation of a GenBank genome assembly. NCBI's taxonomy places the organism in Eukaryota, Metazoa, Arthropoda, Insecta, Hymenoptera, Braconidae.